AUGGAAAAGGUUGUGGAACAUGAAGAGAAGUGGCGUCUCACUAUGGCUGUUGACCGAGAGAGAUAUCGACCGAUAAUCAAGAUUCGAGAUGCCAAGAGUCACAAGGGUCUUCCCAAUGUCAUAUACGAGGCUGCGUUUCAGAAAGUGUUCGAGUUCAGUCUGAGCGCCGGUAUCACCGAGAAGUUACUCACCGACAUAGCACAGAGCUUCCACUUGGGCAAGGCCUCAAAGGAGAGCUUGAGAAAAGUCAUCCAACGCCUUCUCAACAUUUUCCGGGACAAGGAAGCGUUGAGUCUGGAAACAGAUCUUUUGUUUCUCAAAGAUGGAACGUUUAUGUGUAACAACUCGGAUUUCUUCUUCGACGACGCAGCGCGGUCGCGGCAACGACCGCUUUUUUUUCUGAGGGAUAAGAAACAGGAGAUCCCGGAAGAAGUGCGAGCUGAAAAGCAUGGCCUGGUGUAUGUUCAUAUGAAUGGGAAUAUUGGAAAUGUGGUUAAUGGCGCGGGACUUGCGAUGGCGACGAAUGAUGCGAUUAGUCUGUAUGGUGGUUCGAGUGCGAACUUUCUUGAUGCUGGGGGUCAAGCGACGAAGGAGACGAUGCUGCAGGCUUUCAAGAUCAUCAUGUCUGAUAAGCGAGUCAAGGCGAUUCUGGUCAACAUUUAUGGCGAGUCUAUCAUCGCAGCAGCAAGCAAGCUCGGCCCCUUGAAAGUUCCCAUGGUAGUCAGGUUACAGGGAACGAACUCGGAGGCUGGACUCCAGCUGCUUAAAGAUGCGACUUUGGAUAUCCACGUUGAGGCAGACUUUGGAAAGGCGGCUCAGGAGGCAGUCAGGUUGGCCGACUUAGGAGAGAAAGCGCCAUAG
Messenger RNA from Fusarium musae, 861 nucleotides. RefSeq lists its product as uncharacterized. Gene Ontology annotation, biological process: tricarboxylic acid cycle; succinyl-CoA metabolic process. Gene Ontology annotation, molecular function: succinate-CoA ligase (ADP-forming) activity. The record is from RefSeq and is a predicted model, not a curated record. Gene Ontology annotation, cellular component: mitochondrion; succinate-CoA ligase complex. NCBI's taxonomy places the organism in Eukaryota, Fungi, Ascomycota, Sordariomycetes, Hypocreales, Nectriaceae. The transcript is spliced from 3 exons. The coding region runs from base 1 to 861 and encodes 286 amino acids.